Synchiropus splendidus (mandarinfish) is the source of this 2663-nucleotide messenger RNA. It is a transcript of the gene mylipa, whose product is annotated as myosin regulatory light chain interacting protein a. The record is from RefSeq and is a predicted model, not a curated record. The coding region runs from base 161 to 1594 and encodes 477 amino acids. Gene Ontology annotation, cellular component: cytoskeleton. The transcript has 7 exons. Gene Ontology annotation, molecular function: ubiquitin-protein transferase activity. Gene Ontology annotation, biological process: ubiquitin-dependent protein catabolic process. Lineage: Eukaryota; Metazoa; Chordata; Actinopteri; Syngnathiformes; Callionymidae.
CUACAGCUGGCGAGGCGAGCUCCGCCACACGGAGUGAAAGGGGAGCGAGAAGGUGACGAGGGCUUUCAUGUAGGGGAUUCAAGGAGGCACCAGAAGCGUUCGUUGGCUUUUAUUUCCGUUUAGGUGUGGCGUACCAAAGAUUAUUCUGCUCACAGACACGAUGCUUUGCCACGUUACGCGCCCGGACUCGGUGGUGAUGGAAGUGGAAGUUGAUGCGAAGGCGAACGGAGAGGACUGUCUGAAUAAGGUUUGCAGGAAGUUGGGCAUUAUAGAAGUGGACUACUUCGGCCUGCAGUUCACCGGGAACAAAGGAGAGAACCUGUGGCUGAAUCUGAGGAAUCGAAUCUGCCAGCAGAUGGAUAGUGUGGCGCCAUGUCGACUGAGGCUGCGGGUCAAAUUCUUUGUGGAGCCUCAUCUCAUUCUGCAGGAACAAACAAGGCAUGUGUUCUUCAUGCACGUGAAGGAGGACCUCCAUAACGGUCACCUAAGGAUGGGAGUGGAGCAAGCGGAGGAGCUGAGCGCGCUGUUGGCGCAGGCCGAGUUCGGCGACUACAACCAAAACACCGCGCAGUACUGGUACUCCGAGAUGUGCGGAGAGGAACCCACCCCCGACAUCAUCAACAGUAUUGUUUCCAGACACAAGGCUCUGGAGGGCGUCAACCAGGCGUCAGUGGAGUACCAGGCCUUGCAGCUGGUGUCCUCCCUGGAGCAUUAUGGGGUGGAGUGGCACUGGGCUCGUGACGCUCACGGCCAGCGGCUGGCUAUUGGAGUGGGACCAGAUGGCAUCGCUGUUUGUCAGGAAGAUUUCACCUUAGUCAACAGCAUCAGCUAUCCAGUCAUCCACAUCGCCACGCAGUCGGGGAAGAGUGUGUACCUGACAGUAACCAAGGACACAAACGACAGUCUCGUGCUUCUGUUCAAGCUCAUCAGCACCCGGGCAGCCAGCGGGCUGUACCGAGCCAUCACAGAGACGCAUGCCUUCUACAGGUGUGACACGGUGACAGACGCGGUGAUGAUGCAGUACAGUCGAGACUUCAAGGGCCACCUGGCUUCUCUCUUCCUCAACGAGAACAUCAACCUGGGCAAGAAGUACGUCUUUGACAUCCGGCGCACCUCCAAAGAAGUGUACGACCAGGCGCGGCGCGCGCUCUACAACGCCGGCGUGGGCGACCUCAUGUCCCGCUCCGGCAGCAGCAGCAACCGCUCGUCUCCGUCGCGCUCGCCCAGUCGAGAUAACCAGCAGGACGACGCCAUGGACUGCGGGAGUUGCCAGCAGAGCCGGGCGCUGCAGGAGAAGCUGCAGAAGCUGAGGGAGGCGCUGUUGUGCAUGUUGUGCUGCGAAGAGGAGAUCGACGCGGCCUUCUGCCCCUGUGGUCACAUGGUGUGCUGCCAGGGCUGCGCCAACCAGCUACAGCUGUGUCCCGUGUGUCGCUCGGAGGUGGAGCACGUGCAGCACGUCUUCCUGCCCACCUGCACCAGUCUGCUCAACCUGAGCGUGACUGACAACCUGCACCAGCGCAGCAGCUUCCCCGCCUCCAUCCACAGAGAGCUGGCGUCCCCCACGGACUACGACCACAAGCUCUACCACACAUGAGGAGGCGCUGGGCUUCACAGCUACACCAGCGGGAUGACCUCAUCCAAAUGGCUUCUUCCAGAUGACACCAAAUCACUCCUCUAAUCUGCAUGACUUUUCACUCUUCUUUUAACCACUUUUAUCACCAGUGACUUGAAUCAGUUGACCUGAUCCAAAAUAGAUUGUUUUUUUUAAGUUUGUUUUCGUUUUGCUCUUCUUGAGCUUUUGUGUUUUAGACCGAUAAGUACUGUUGCUUCUAGCUCAGUCUUGUUUUUAAGCGUUUAAACCUCUUGGAUUUUUGAGCUUUUGGAGUUGACUUUUAUCUCUUCCUGUGUGUUUGUGUUGAUUUGUCUGGUUCCAAUGCUCUGUAUGCCAAUGAGGAGAGGUGUAGAGGCUAGUUUCGGGUCCAAUUCCUGGCGCUCCCAGUCCGACAGAACUGUAUCUCGCUGACACUCCCUCUGACUUCUCAGUCUCUAAACGGGUUUUGAUGAUUAACUGCCGCUUUGUUCAAAACGAGCCUGGUUUCAAACUCCUGCGGCACCUUUUUUGUUUUGUUUUCUGUUUCAUCUCUUGGCCAAAAUACCCUGCAAGCUCAUGGUAGCUUCUGGAUGAUGAACACAAACGGGGCUAAACACCUGAAAGCCGGGGGUCACUCGUGUCUUUAAGGGUACUAGGAGAUCUAUUUGUGCAAUAUUUGCCUGCAUCUUGAAAAGCUUUUCAUUUUCAGCGUUUAUUUAAUUUCAAGUAUUUAAAAGAAAGCCACUGUCACUUUACCAAGGAACUUUAACCGCAGGUCUGUAGAGGGUUCGGCCUUAAUGUAGCAGCAGCAACUGUUUGUGAAUAUUUCCACAUUGUUUUCUGGUUAAAACAAAAGGAAAACAUUUCUUUAGUUGCUUGACUCGAUUGAACUCAGUCUUUGUAAGGAGAGAAGUUUGAAUUCUUUUUUUAUAUAUAUAUAUAUAUCGUACAAGUCGCAGUUUGUUUCUGUUUUCUGAAGCAAAAGCCACUAUGCUAUUUGAGAACACAUAGACCUGAACUCUCUGCUUUUGAAGAAAGUAUUAAUAAAGUUGUUUCCAAAUAAAGUGAUAGG